This is a messenger RNA of Cariama cristata (Red-legged seriema), 1092 nucleotides long. It is a transcript of the gene VPS37C, whose product is annotated as vacuolar protein sorting 37 homolog C (S. cerevisiae). Bases 1 to 1092 code for a protein of 363 amino acids. The record is from RefSeq and is a predicted model, not a curated record. Gene Ontology annotation, cellular component: ESCRT I complex. Lineage: Eukaryota; Metazoa; Chordata; Aves; Cariamiformes; Cariamidae. Gene Ontology annotation, biological process: protein targeting to membrane; protein targeting to vacuole; ubiquitin-dependent protein catabolic process via the multivesicular body sorting pathway. The transcript is spliced from 4 exons.
AUGGACACGCUAAGGAACCGGACGGUGGAGGAGCUCCAGGAGCUGCAGGAAAAUGCAGAGGAGAUUGAGCGCCUGGCCCUGGAGUCCCAGGAGGUUCAGGAGCUGCAGCUGGAAAGGGAGAUGGCCCUGGCUGCCAACCGGAGCUUGGCUGAGCAGAACCUGAAGUUCCAGGCGCCGCUGGAGACGGGGCGCACCGACCUCUCUAACAAAUACGAAGAGCUGCAGAAGCUGGCUGAGCGGUGUAAAGAGCAAAAGGCAAAACUGGAAAAAUUUUCGGCAGCGAUGCAUCCUCAGACCUUGCUGGAUCUCCUGCAGGUGGAAAGCCAGAAAAUUGAAGAGGAGUCUGAGAAAAUGGCCGAGAAGUUCCUGGAGGGCGAGGUUCCCCUGGAGACGUUUCUCGAGCAGUUUUCCGUGAUGAGGAAGUUGUCCCACUUGCGCCGGGUCAGAGUUGAAAAGCUGCAGGAGAUUCUGAGGAAGUCGGAAGCGUCGCAGGAGCCCAGCAAGGACUCUCAGCAGCAGCCACCUCCUCGCGUCCCUGGGCCCGCGGCCCCGCCGAAGCCACAGCCCUUCCCUCCAGGGGCUCCUUCCUUCCCAUUGCCCUACAGCCCAGCCACAAGCAUGCCCGUUGGCCCCACAGCCCAUGGAGCUCUCCCUCCUGCUCCUUUCUCUGGCUCCCCGGUCACCGUGGGACACGUUGCUUCCCCUCAGCCGAGCACUCAGCCCACGUUUCACUAUAAACCUCCUCCAGGUCCUGCAUACCCACCAGCGCAGGCUGCCGACUCGGCGCCGGGGUAUCCCAAACCCCCCUCGGGAGGUUCGACUCCAGCGCAGGGCUAUUCCUGGUCUCCAUCCAGGGCCCCGCCUCAGCCCCCACCGUUUCCUGGCUCUCAUCCCUCUCCUCCGCCACCCAGACCCGGGUACCCUCCCUACUUCCCCCCUGGGGCAGGGAGACCGCAGUGCCCCUACCCGACCCAGCCCCCUCUCCCUGGUUUCCCAAUCCCCCCGCCACCUCCCUAUCCUCCUGGAGCACCCCCACCCUUUGGGUACCCCCCUCCUCCAAAACCUCAGCACCCUGCUUGGCCCGGCUACUAA